UCCAUAUCCAUGUCAACGCUAUCAAUAGAAAUCCAAUACAAAAUCACUGGUGAUGGAGGGGGCUAUUAAUUUAAAUUACCUUGUAUUUGAUAAUGCUAUGUACAUACUGCAGUCUGCGAUCAGGUAUACGGUAGGUACCUAACCUAGACCACUUAACCCUUUUCGGGCCUCGAUAGCAUGCUCUGAUCAUCUACAUAGUACGUAGUAUGGAACUUAGGGCUGGACAAGGUCCCAUAAUCUUCAUAUGCUUCAAUAAGUAGUACUAGGGUCUUCCGGGGGGUUAGAUCCGCAGUGGAUUACUUCUUAUACUUGGUAUUUAAACUAUUCCAUAGACGCCGAGUCGGCGUGAAUAGCGAGAGCGAGCGACCUCAACUUCUUAGUUCCGGGCAAGAAAAAGGAUUAUGGUCUGUCUUACCGUAUUCCGGGCUCUUGCCGGCUUCCUACUUUUCUUCUGCUCCGUAGUAGAAGGCUCACAAGACCAUGCCGUAUGCAACCACAUCAAAACCCAGCUAAACAACGGGACAGUCCAGCCGACUGCAGACACAUAUGAGGCUUUAAGCACAGAGAACUGGUCGCAGACUGUCUGGGCGAAGCCAUCAUGCAUUAUCCAGCCAUCUAAUGCCGAGGAACUCUCCUACGUCGUCUCGACUGUGGUCGACUGGAAAGUGAAUUUUGCCAUUCGAUCCGGUGGUCACUCGGUCGUACCCGGAGCCGCAAAUAUCAACCGUGGCGUCCUGAUUGACCUAGCGAACUUCAACUCAGUAGAUUACGAUGCUGAUAAGAAAGUCGCUGUCGUGGGUUCAGGAUUGCGGUGGAAAGAAGUUUAUACCUCAUUGGACCAGUAUAACGUGACAGUUGCUGGUGGUAGAGUCUUGGACGUCGGUGUCGGCGGUCUAACUCUUGGAGGCGGUCUUUCGUACCUAACCGACCUAUACGGCUUAGUAUGCGACAACGUGGUUAAUUACGAGGUUGUGACUUCAACUGGAGCCGUUGUAAAUGCGAACGCAGAAUCGAAUCCAGAUUUAUUCUGGGCUCUAAAGGGGGGUAUCAACAACUUCGGCGUCGUCACUAAAUUCACACUGAAAACUUACGACAUCCACGAUGUUUGGGGUGGUGUCAGAGUAUAUUCCUUAGACGCUUUGCCGGCAUUGUUUGAUGCCAUGUACCAAUAUCAGUCGGUUGAAAAUAAGGACCCAUACGCGAACAUUAUGCUGCAAGCUUUCCCGACCAACGCAACCAUUGGUGCCAUAGUAAAUAUCGUAUACUUAAAGCCAGAAGAGGAGCCGGAAGCAUUCGCACCUUUCCGGAAUAUCACGCCUCUAGCCGAUUUGACCAAACUCCAAACAUUAACCGAACUAAUGCUCGCAGCACCUCUUCCGGAGUUGACACGGGUGAAUUGGUUUAGUGCAAGCUUCGCCACCGACAAGGAACUAUUCAACAAAGUGGGAGAUAUUGUGACUAAGGCUCCAGAGUUAGACAGCCUGAAGAGCCUAACUGCAGGGUCUCUAGCAUUCGGAUGGCAACCGAUUUCCAGCAGUGCCGUACUCGCUGGACAAGUAAGUGGUGGUAACGCGCUUGGACUAAAGCCCGUUAACCAGACUUGGCUUGUUCUUGACGUGGGCUGGUGGUCUCCCGAAGAUGACGAGCUGGCGCACAAUUACACGCAGAGUAUGAUUAACAAGAUCGAAGACGCAUCUAAGGCUAGCGGGCACUACGUUGACUAUAUUUUCAUGAACGACGCAGCUGCGGACCAGCCUGUUAUUGAGCACUACGGACAGGAGAAUGUUGCAAAGCUGAAGGAGACGGCAAGAAAUUACGAUCCUGAUGGAGUAUUCCAAACUCUAGCAUCAGGGGGGUUCAAGUUACCUAAGUCGUAAGACCGUUCUUGUCAGUUGCCCCUAACGGCUAGGAGGUAGCCGAGUUGGUUGGUAAUAGAAGAGCCAGCUCGAAUAUAGUGCUGUAUGCAUAUCAAUACUACCUACAUAAAACCAGCUUCUUGGUAAACCUUGGGUAUGUCAGAUGUAAGAUGUAAAUAAGCACUGCAUAUGCUAGGAGUCUCGAAUAUUAAUAUGCAAAAUCGGUUCCGAGCGUCAUACAUAGUAGCCCAGCCGUUGGAGGCCAGCCCCCACGGCUUCAACGCUAAGCCCCCAGCCGAACGAGGAAAUAUAUGCCGGCCCUAGUAGAAAGUGGAUUACCU
Messenger RNA from Daldinia loculata, 2197 nucleotides. Its product is annotated as putative FAD-binding oxidoreductase. The transcript is spliced from 6 exons. Gene Ontology annotation, molecular function: FAD binding. NCBI's taxonomy places the organism in Eukaryota, Fungi, Ascomycota, Sordariomycetes, Xylariales, Hypoxylaceae. The record is from RefSeq and is a predicted model, not a curated record. Bases 402 to 1877 code for a protein of 491 amino acids.